UCUCACUCCUCUCUCUCUCUCUCUAAUAAGCUCUGCAGAUUUUUUUUUCUACUCCAAAGAGGAGAGAAGAUCAAAGAAGAGGAGGAGGAAGAAGAAACCGUAAAACCCUAACGACAUCGUUUUCUGUUAUGGACUACGAGAAGCCUCCGACUGCGACCACUACUUUCUCCCGAAAGAUAACUAACCGUAGCCACAGCCAAAGCUUUAGCUUCAGCGCCAAUGCCGUAUACGACGGCGUUUUCGCUUCCCCCGCGAACGCGAAGUCUCCUCUCGUCGAUUACGGGGAGAUAUUCCGUGGCUCGAGUCCUUCUCCGUCUUCGAUUCCGUUUCUCGAUGUCCCUGAGCUUAACGUUGGUAAGGUUAAAGUCGAUGUGAGGAGCUCUAAGCUUGAUUACUCUUCGGUCUUUGGAGGUUUUGGUGGUUUUGGUGGUUGUGAGUUCGCUGUUACUCCUGAUGAAGUGAUUGUGAAGGCUGAGAGGAAGGAAAGAAGGAAUCGUAGGAAAGGUGGAAGCUCUUCUUCUGAUGUUCAUCUUUGUAAUGAGGUUAAGAAUCUGACUUCGUCGCCUGAGAUGGUUAGGAUGAAGCAUUCUGAUAUAUUGUUACAACAGACCGGUAUAAGGGAUGAGAAUGGGACUAGGAAUUUUACUCAGGUCCGUUCUGUGCCUAGUCCUAGUCCUGUUCAACUGGUUGGUGACGUUAGUCAGUUGCAGAAGGUUGGCAAGGGCAGUGAGAAUGGGACUACGAAUUUUACUCAGGUCCGGACUGUGCCUAGUUCUAGUCCGACUCAACUUGUUGGUGACGUUAGUUCGUUGCAGAAGAUUGGCCAGGGAAGUGAGAAGGGGAUUAGUCGUUCUGGUCAGGUUCCUGUUAUGGUUGUUCCUACUCAAGUGGUUGAUAACACGAGUCCGUUGCAGAAAGUUGAAAGUAAAACACCUAUUCCGUCAGUUGAGAAGACGAGUCCGUUGCAGAAAGUUGAAAGUAAAACACCUAUUCCGUCAGUUGAGAAGACGAGUCUGUUGCAGAAGGUUGAGAGUAAAACACCUAUUCCGUCAGUUGAGAAGACGAGUCUGUUGCAGAAGCUUGAAAGUAAAACAGCUAUUCCAUCAGUUGAGAAGAAGCUGUGUAAUGAGGGUGUUGUUGAGGAAGUCCAGGGUUCUAGAAAGCGGAGAUCUAAAACUGAGGUUGAUUUCGAGAAGAUCUUUGAUCGAAAUGAAUGCAGUACGCGUGAUAAUUCCAUGUUCAAGGCUGGAUCUAUUGCUGAACGUCGGGAUGUGAAACCACCUUCCAGCUUGCUGCAGCGUACACUCAAUGGUGAAAAUGGAGCUUCUGAAAGGUUAAUGGGUUUUAAUUCAGGGCUUCCGGAGAGGUUUCAAGCUGAAGAUGAUGAUUCUCCAAGUUCACCUCCAUUCUUUGAUGCUGAAACAGAUAUAGAUUCUUCUGCUGCUGAGUCUUCCGCGGCAUUGAAAAAGGCUUUAGAAGAGGCUCAAGUGAGAAUGAAUAUUGCAAAACAUAUGAUGGAAAGGAAAAAAUCAGGCUUUCGUAGUUCUGCAAAGCUGAAAACUUGUGAUGAGUCCCCUAAGGUUGAAGAAAAAACCGAAGCUGUCGGAAGUUCUCAAGUUGAAGACAAAAGGGACGAAAAAGUUGAAGAAAAAACCGAAGCUGUAGGAAGUUCUCAAGUCGAAGACAAAAGGGAAGAAAAAGUUGAAGGAAAAACAGAAGAAAGCAGAGAAAACAGUUCUCAAGUCCUCGGUGAAGUGGUGAACUCUUCUGAACAAUCAAUUUCAAGCGAGGGAGAUCAACAUGCAAAAAGAGCACGAAAGCAGUGGGAUGUUCCUGAAGGAGUUUUAAAUUCAACCUCAGACCAGAAGCGGCAAGAGGUCGAAGAGCAAGAAGCGGUGAAGCUAGAAGAGGAACAAGCCAGAAGAGGUCGUAAACAAUGGGAGUUACCUGGAGGGAUAUUCAAAUCAGUUAUGAAGAGUAAGCAGCAGGAGCCAGAAAGCCUUGCACCAGCCAAAUCUGAAUCUGGUACGAAACAAGAGGUGCAGCCACUGACUGAAAACCCCUUCUAUACAUUUGGACAGUUGGGUAGUAAAAUAAAAGGUGUUGUAGAGGCCUUCACGGGAAGUAAGGUUUCACAAAAAGAUGAGAAACAUGCAAUAGAGGAGGAGAAAUCUGUCCUCCCUCAAAUGGUUCAAUGUGAAGAAGUUGACUCACAAGAGAUGUUAGCUGGUGUUCCAGUCAUGGAAACUUAUUUAAGGGAAGUGGAGGAGAUCCCGCAACAACAAACUGAGAGUAAAACCGAAACCAAACAAGAAGAGAAGUCUGAAUCCAAAAUCUCUACUUUUGCGGAAGGGUGUUCAGAGGAGAUGGAGAAAGAAACAGGAUGGCAAGUUAAAAGUACUUGUGAAUCCGAAGAUGGACCUGAGUGUGGUGUAAUAGUUUUCCAAGAAAAACCUGACCCAACUUACGAUUUUCUAGAUCAGGAGGGUGAGAAGGAGAUAGUUUCUGGACCGCAGGAGAUGUUAGUUGAUCCUGAUGAUACCAAACCAUACGUAAAGGAAGUGGAAGAAAUUCCAAAACCUAAUGAGAGUUUGAGUAAAACUCAGUUAGAUGAAAGUGUUGGAACUAUGGUGUCUUUUGCGACAGAAAAUACUCCUGAGCAAGAAAACAUACACGAGGAGACAGAGCACAAGGCUCCCAGGCGAAGAAGAGUUUGGAAGACCUCGGAAGACGUCUAUAACAUGAUAAGGGCCCCGAAGGGAAACAAAAGGCAUUGGCAGCUACCAAGUGUGGAAGCAGAAACUACACAAAGGUCCUUUCAAAUGGAAGGUGUAAGGAUCCAUGAUAAUAGUGAGGAAACAGAAGGCACAUCUGAGCAAGCUAGUGAUUCAGGAUUGCAAGAAAAUUGGACCGUUCUUAAACAAAUGUUUAGGCAGAUGUUCCAGACCGCAGAUACUACGAAGGAAGAUGAUGAAACUUAUUGCUUAGUGGAAACUGGAAAGGAGCAUAUGGAUAUCCAUCAAAAUUCUGGAGACGAGAAUGGGAAAGAAACUUCUUACUGCCAAAUUACUGGUACAGAGAGAUAUGAACAGAAUGAAGUGGAGACGGAGUAUAAAGCCUAUGCACAUACCAUAGAAGAUGAAGAAUUGGAGUCGGCACAAAAAACAAACUGCAGAGAAGAUGAAGGUAAAGUAGAAGUGCAUGGAAAAACGUCUUUGGUCCGUGAACUAAAUGGAGAAGAGCCGGAUGCUACCGGAAUGGCUAGUGACCAAGAAGUUGAUUAUGUACCGGAAGUAUUUGAAGAAGCUGGCUGGGCUCAAAGACUUUCUGAACCUGAUGAGAGCAGAGAGCAUCCAGAUUCUCGUGCUGAAAUGCUUGAAUAUGAUCGUAGUGAGACGGAUUCAAACAAAUCUUGCGAGAAAUUUGACCAAACGCAGGAACUAGCAGAGGAAACCAAGAACGAUGGUAGCAUAGAUACUGACACCAGCAGGUCAUCUUUCGAAACUAGACAAGGUGAUUCACAUACUGAGGAGGUUGGCUUCGAGCACGAUCUCAGGAAUCAGUUACAUGAAAAAAACAGCGCUGCCAGUAGCACGGAAGAGCACGUUGAAGAAAUAGAUUCUGAUUCAAUUCAAAGUGGUUGGAGCAUUGCAGAAGAUGAAGAUAAAAUCAAGUCUUAUGUAGAGGAAAGUUUGGCUGGUCAUCUGCAGGAUGGAGAGGCAAGCAAGGUUGAAGACAUGGAGGAAACCAAAGAAGAGUCUGAUGACAUGGAAACAAGUCUUGGUGAAGAGAGUAAUGAAGAUAAGACGGGACAAGAGCACCGGUUUGAGUGUCAAAAGGAGGAAGUAGAUCGAAACAAUGUCGAGCCAGCUGAGUCUUCCUCUUCCUUUCCCAAAGGAGACGAAAAAAUUGGCGCAGCAACAGAUAGAAACAUGAAAGAAAAUGAGGGAGAGGAUAGUAGUCGAUCAUCUUUGGAAGAAGAGGGGGAUGCUACUUCUGAUGCUUCACAAAAAGAAGCAGAGCGAGUUGAGAAACAUCUGAAAAAGAAAGAUGAAGCAAAAGAAAAAGAAAGAGAAAGAUCAAUGGUAGAAAGAGCUAUCCGUGAAGCCCGGGAAAGAGCGUUUGCUGAUGCGAAGGAAAGAGCAGGAAAAGCCGCGAUGGAGAAAGCAAAGGCAAGAGUUCCUCGAAGAGUGACUUCUGAUGGUCCCAGGAGAUCUGAGAAGCCACCGGCACCUAUUGAGGGAAAUGAUAAGUUAUCAUCAGCUGAGAAGGCUUCAAUGCAAGCCAAACUCAGAGCCGAGCGCGCUGCUGUAGAAAGAGUACUCUCUGAGGCCAGAGAACGGGCCCUAGAAAAAGCAUUGUCCGGUAAGUUUGAUACUUCUCAAACAAGAAGUUAUGGUGGAAGCAAGUCAUUUGGCUCUUCUGGUGAUAGACGAGGCUCCUCAUCUUCUCAGGGUACAGAGAACAAAAGUUCGGGUCCUUCUAGCUCUUCAAACCAGACUGCCAAAGGUGAGCCAAUCCAGAGAUGCAAAGCUAGAUCUGAGAGACACCAACGAACAUCUGAGCGUGCGGCAGAGGCUCUUGCUGAGAAGAAACUUCGUGAUCUCAAAGUCCAGAAAGAGGAGGCAGAGAGAAAUAGGCUCGCGGAAGCUCUUGAUGCUGAUGUGAAACGGUGGUCGAAUGGAAAGGAAAACAACUUGCGAGCAUUGCUCUCAACACUCCAAUACAUACUUGGAGCAGAGAGUGGAUGGAAACCAAUUCCUCUCACUGAUCUUGUAUCAAGUGCUUCUGUGAGAAAAGCUUACCGAAAGGCAACUCUUUAUGUUCAUCCCGACAAGCUUCAACAACGUGGCGCAUCCACCCAACAGAAGUACAUUUGCGAAAAAGUUUUUGACCUUCUCAAGGAAGCGUGGAACAAAUUUGGUGCAGAUGAACGAUAAAGUAAGAUGGUGUGAAACUUUCUUUCCCUAUUAUGAGCAGUGACCUUAUAAAUCAGAACUAACCAGCUCAAGAACAAGUACAUGAUCAAGCUAUGAUAUGGGAUGAAGUCAGAACUAGAGAUUUAUUAACCAAUAAUAUAAACAUUUGUAUCCAUAUGAGUCAUAUAUAUAAAAAAAAAAGGCUCAUUCUUAUUCCCAGCUAAAGCAUCCACAAUAUUAUUCAUCAAGGUUUCUCAAAGGUUAAUACUGGUAUACAGUCAAUGGCACAGCUAAACGCGGGAGAGUGCUAAGCUAACAAAGGGGUUUAAAAGGGGGGGGGGUAAAUGAUAUAAAGAGUUUUCGAUUUCUUUCAUUAAACGUUUCAUACACAAACGAUCUUUGACAACUCAAUUUUCAGACAGCUCCCUACAUGUAAUUUCAAAACUUCAAUUUCUCCUAAAAUAACAAAGUGAGCUUUUUCGCUACAGAGGAGUAACACAAGACAACAAAUGACUCUUUCUCUAUCGACGAACAAAUGCAUCAGGCGGCGCUUGCUCAGGAAUCUGCAGGCACAAAAUCACCAAAAUAGUCUUUUAACUAUUAUUGUUUCGGCAGUAAAAUUUUGUAAUUAAACUUAAAAG
Molecule: messenger RNA, 5560 nt
Organism: Eruca vesicaria subsp. sativa (arugula)
Lineage: Eukaryota; Viridiplantae; Streptophyta; Magnoliopsida; Brassicales; Brassicaceae
Source: the annotation of a GenBank genome assembly